Messenger RNA from Drosophila virilis, 400 nucleotides. RefSeq lists its product as uncharacterized. The record is from RefSeq and is a predicted model, not a curated record. Lineage: Eukaryota; Metazoa; Arthropoda; Insecta; Diptera; Drosophilidae.
UACCAAACAAAACGCGCGCGGUUAACAACACAGGUUUGCGCGUUGCGGCAACAAAUUACCGUUAGCGUGAAAAACGUGCCCAGCCAAUCAGUUGUUUUGGAUAUUCACAAAAUUUGUGGCGAUGGCAAAUUUAAAUACACUGCUGCUGCCACUCAUUUUACUAAUUGUUGCAUUUGUCGCGCACACAUCCUACGCUACGGUGCAGCCGCGUGCGCCCAACUUCCAGUACUUUGAACGGCCCAAAUAUCGUUAUCCGUACUAUGAUGAGAAUGGCAGGGGAAAAUUGCUGUAUGGCUAUGGCGGACCGGAUUUAUACCAAUACAAAACCUAUACACCUCUGGAGGGCAUACAUUAAGCAGCUUUAAAUAUACAUUAACAACUAUUUGUUUUAAUUCUUAAU